UCGAAUUCGUGGUCUCCCCUCCGCGCGUCGACGUCGUGCCACCGUCUCUGCUUAUCCCUCCAUAGUCUAAUCGCUUAACCCAUUCGCCGGCUUCCAUUGGCCUUACUUAAGGGUUUAGGGUUUCAUCUUCCACUUCCAGCCAAUGCAAAGCUUGUAACUUUAUAUCCAUGGCUGCUUCUGAUCAACGCCGCUCUCGCCAGGAAGAAGGAAGCCCUUCAAAGCCCAACAAGAAGAAGAAGGCAAACAGAAACCCGGAGACGAAUCUCCUCUUCAAUCUCAAUUCAUGCUCCAAGUCCAAGGAUCUCUCAGCUGCAUUAGCCCUUUAUGAUGCAGCCCUCGUUUCCAACGAUGUCAGCCUCAGCCAACAACAUUUUCAGACCCUUCUUUACCUCUGCUCGGCUUCCAUUAGUGACCCGUCUCUUCAAAGCCUUGCCAUCGACCGUGGCUACCAGAUAUUUGACCGUAUGGUUAGUUCAGGGAUAAGUCCUAAUGAGGCAUCUGUCACUUCAGUGGCUCGGCUGGCUGCUGCUAAGGGUGAUGGUGAUUAUGCUUUCAAGAUUGUCAAGGACUUUGUUUCUGCUGGCGGCACAUCGAUUCCACGUCUGAGGACCUAUGCACCGGCUUUGCUCUGUUUCUGCGAGAAGUUGGAGGCUGAAAAGGGUUAUGAGGUGGAAGAACACAUGGAUGCUGCAGGUAUUGAAUUGGAGGAGGCUGAGAUCUCGGCUUUGUUGAAGGUAAGUUGUGCCACGAGCCGGGAAGAUAAGGUUUAUAGAUAUUUACAUAAAUUAAGGGAAAGUGUUGGCUAUGUCUGUGAAGAAACUUUGAAAGUUAUUGAGGAAUGGUUCUGUGGAGAGAAAGCUGGUGAGUUUGGUGAUAAUGGGAUUGGUUCUGAUGCUGGGAUGCUUAGAGAAGCAAUUUUGAAGAAUGGAGGUGGGUGGCACGGGCAUGGGUGGAUUGGUGAAGGCAAAUGGAUUGUGAAGAAAGGUAAUGUUAGCUCAACCGGAAGAUGUUUGAGCUGCAGUGAGCAGUUGGCUUGUGUAGAUACCAAUGAGGUGGAAACACAGAAGUUUGUGGAUUCUUUGGUGUCUUUGGCUAUGGAGAGGAAGUCAAAGAUGAACUCAUGCGAGACAAAGGGGGACUUCAGCGAGUUUCAGGACUGGCUUGAGAAACAUGGAGGUUAUGAAGCUAUAGUAGAUGGAGCAAAUAUUGGGCUGUACCAACAAAAUUUUGCAGAUGGUGGUUUCAGUCUUCCACAGAUUGAAGCUGUGGUGAAGGAACUUUACCAUAAAAGUGGUAAUAACAAAUGGCCUCUAAUUCUCUUGCACAAGAAGCGUGUCAAGACGCUUUUAGAAAACCUAACUCACCGGAAUCUAGUUGAGGAAUGGAUCAAUAACGGUGUCCUAUAUGCGACUCCACCAGGUUCCAAUGACGAUUGGUAUUGGCUCUAUGCUGCUGCUAAGCUCAAGUGUUUGCUUGUGACAAAUGAUGAGAUGAGAGAUCACAUUUUUGAACUCUUAGGGAACAGUUUCUUCCAAAAGUGGAAAGAAAGGCAUCAGGUUCGAUAUACCUUUUCGAAAGGUAAUCUGAAGCUUGAAAUGCCGUCUUCUUUUUCGGUUGUCAUUCAGGAAUCAGAGAAAGGGUCAUGGCACAUUCCUGUUUCAUGCCAAAACAUUGAGGAGUCUUCAAGAACUUGGAUAUGUAUCCGCAGAAAAAGUGUUUUAGAUUCACCAAAGUUUAAUGAAAAGCUUGCAACUUCUGGAAAUGGGAAGAUUCUUAGUAGCUGCAACAACAACAGCUUAUUGAGUUCAUGUGAUGCAGGUAAUGAUCAGAAUUGAGAUUCUGGAAUCACAAUGGACCAGGCUCUUUGCUAGUUAGAUCCAUAGUUUAAUUAAUGUUGUGAGUUUUAUAUAAUUUUUUUUUUCAAGGAUGAAUAUUAACACAAAACAUCAUUGUUUAUUUCACU
Molecule: messenger RNA, 1963 nt
Organism: Eutrema salsugineum
Lineage: Eukaryota; Viridiplantae; Streptophyta; Magnoliopsida; Brassicales; Brassicaceae
Product: proteinaceous RNase P 2
Exons: 7
Coding region: 168-1835 (555 amino acids)
Biological process (GO): tRNA 5'-leader removal
Molecular function (GO): ribonuclease P activity; protein binding
Source: RefSeq, a predicted model, not a curated record